Messenger RNA from Salmo salar (Atlantic salmon), 3008 nucleotides. RefSeq names its product THO complex subunit 3. NCBI's taxonomy places the organism in Eukaryota, Metazoa, Chordata, Actinopteri, Salmoniformes, Salmonidae. The record is from RefSeq and is a predicted model, not a curated record. Gene Ontology annotation, molecular function: protein binding. Gene Ontology annotation, biological process: mRNA export from nucleus. Gene Ontology annotation, cellular component: THO complex part of transcription export complex.
GGAAACAUUUCCCUGAUUGACCGCUAGGUGUUAUGGGUAUUGUGAUGCCUCCUCUGUGGGGCUCUAUUUCGUAUUUGUUUUCACUGUUUAAUCAAAACCAUUUAACUUUUUAGACAAUGGUGACAUAUUCGUUUAUAAUUCACGAAUUAGCCACGAUAAUCCAAAAACAUAAGAAAUGACUGUAUCUAGAUCAAACAGCCCCUGUGGCGUCAUAACGUGGUAGCUAGCGUCUUCCAAAAUGGCGUCCAGAUAUUAUCAAGAGAUGCAAGAGAGUUUCAGAAAUAACAACAAAAGCAGGGAAUUCCCUGCGCAUACCGCUAAAGUUCAUUCCGUAGCAUGGAGUUGCGACGGCAGGAGGUUGGCAUCUGGGUCUUUUGAUAAAACAGCAAGCGUAUUUGUCUUGGAAAAAGACCGUUUGGUGAAAGAGAACAACUACAGAGGCCAUGGAGACAGUGUUGAUCAGCUGUGUUGGCAUCCUACCAACCCAGACGUGUUUGUCACUGCAUCAGGGGACAAGACCAUACGCAUCUGGGACGUCAGAACAACAAAGUGCACGGCUACUGUCAACACUAAAGGGGAAAACAUCAAUAUCUGCUGGAGUCCUGACGGCCAAACGAUAGCCGUUGGGAACAAGGAUGAUGUGGUUACCUUCAUCGACGUCAAAUCACACCGGUCACGGGCUGAGGAGCAGUUUAAGUUUGAAGUCAACGAGAUCUCAUGGAAUAAUGACAACGACAUGUUCUUUCUCACCAAUGGAAACGGGUGCAUCAACAUCUUGAGUUACCCUGAGCUGAAGCCCAUCCAGUCGAUCAACGCCCAUCCCUCCAACUGCAUCUGCAUCAAGUUUGACCCCACGGGGAAGUACUUUGCCACAGGAAGUGCAGAUGCUCUGGUCAGUCUGUGGACCGUUGAAGAACUGGUCUGUGUUCGCUGUUUUUCCAGGUUGGACUGGCCAGUGAGGACAUUGAGUUUCAGCCAUGAUGGGAAGAUGUUGGCUUCAGCCUCAGAGGACCACUUCAUAGACAUAGCAGAGGUUGAAACAGGAGAGAAGCUGUGGGAGGUCCAGUGUGAGUCUCCUACAUUCACAGUAGCCUGGCAUCCUAAGAGACCGCUGUUGGCCUACGCAUGUGAUGACAAGGAAGGGAAGUACGACAACAAUAGAGAGGCAGGCACUGUCAAACUGUUUGGAUUACCUAAUGAUUCCUGAGUGGGAUAGUGAGGCAGGCGCUGUCAAACUGUUUGGAUUACCUAAUGAUUCCUGAGUGGGAUAGUGAGGCAGGCACUGUCAAACUGUUUGGAUUACCUACUGAUUCCUGAGUGGGAUAGUGAGGCAGGCGCUGUCAAACUGUUUGGAUUACCUAAUGAUUCCUGAGUGGGAUAGUGAGGCAGGCGCAGUCAAACUGUUUGGAUUACCUAAUGAUUCCUGAGUGGGAUAGUGAGGCAGGCGCUGUCAAACUGUUUGGAUUACCUAAUGAUUCCUGAGUGGGAUAGUGAGGCAGGCACUGUCAAACUGUUUGGAUUACCUAAUGAUUCCUGAGUGGGAUAGUGAGGCAGGCGCUGUCAAACUGUUUGGAUUACCUAAUGAUUCCUGAGUGGGAUCAAACGCACACGUCUCUUGAUUCACUCUUUAAACUGAGUUUAUGCAGAUGAUUGGCCCUACUUUGUGGAGGCAUGUUACCUAUCCCUGUGCUGUAAGACUUAUUCUUUAUAUGUUCAAUACAACAUCCUUGACUUUUGUUCCUUUUAAAUACAGCCAGAAGGGAUGUCUGUAUAAAUACCUCCGUCAUGUAAACUGAUAUUUCUCCAUAAGUCAAAUCCUCAAUGUUCUUCUGUUUUUUUUAUUUCUAGAAAGAGUGCCAUCUUAGAUGUAAAAUGAACAGAUAAUUACAGCGAUUCUGCAAAGGAAAGAGGGUCUCGAGUUGCCCUUAAGGGAAGAGUUAAAACAUCAUUUACUCUCUGUAGUGAGGGGGAAAACACUAGUGUUCUCUUUGAAACCACCAGAUGGCAGUGCAUCCCAAUGAUGAAAUAGUUGUUUGUUUGUGUAGAGUUUUCUACAUGACUGUUUCUCCAUACAGUUUGCAAUUACACACAGUGCUGUAUCACAUUUUGUUGAAACAGUAAAUAUAUAUUUUUAUAUAUUAAAACAACAGUCUUGUAUACUUGUCUUUGUUGAACAUAUCAAGGUAUAAAACUAAUAUGGUGCAUUGUAUGUCUGCUGUCUAGAUUUAGUGGGUUAUUUCACUAAGAGGGGACUGUAUCUCAGCCAGGAAAUGGUGAUUCAUUGCAGGCUAUGGCAUGAAGAUGUUGUGUAACUAAAUGCAUUUAUGUAAUGUACACAGAGAUGGUGGGUGUGAGGUCUUGGACUUGAUAUGUUAGCCUACCCUCUGUAUCACAGCUCCCACACAUCAACCAGCACAAGACCAUAUUAUCUUAACUGGGUGAAUAUGAUGCCCUGCCAACUAAGUACAGUAUACAGUCCGGUCCAAAGAUGUACCAAAGAGACUUUCAAAUAAAUCAUACAAGGUCUGGGUUAUAUAGCAUUUUCCUGUCCAAUGAUGCAAAAAAAAUAUAUAUAAUUAAAAUAUUUUAUACUAAUACAACUGCUCAGAGAAAUAUAUUUUGUUUAACAAGUAAUACUUUUUCCCCCUCAGAUGUUUUCAAUACCUCACCUUUUGAGUAUAAUGGCACUGAGCCUUUUUUUCUAAAAUGUAUCAGAUUGGAGAACACGUUGGGAGGGAUCAUAGACCAUUGAUAUCCUUCAUCUGCGCUUAGGGACGGCCCUCAUCAAGUUCCGGAGAAUGAGAUGGCUAUUGCAAUAUGUUUGUUUUAUUUUGUGGUCGAUUUAACAUUUCUUUGUGUAUUUUGAUGUGCGCUUGGGGUUAUUGUCUUGCUAGAAGAUCCACUAUCUUUUUGAGAAAAAAAUGUAUUUGUUUUACAAAAUGUCUUUUAUUUUUCUUAAUUUGUAUUAGUAUAAAAUAAUAAAAUGUCCCAACUUUUUGAACAAUCUA